Falco peregrinus (peregrine falcon) is the source of this 4823-nucleotide messenger RNA. RefSeq names its product integrin subunit alpha 11 (gene ITGA11). The transcript is spliced from 30 exons. Gene Ontology annotation, molecular function: integrin binding. NCBI's taxonomy places the organism in Eukaryota, Metazoa, Chordata, Aves, Falconiformes, Falconidae. The coding region runs from base 119 to 3637 and encodes 1172 amino acids. Gene Ontology annotation, biological process: cell adhesion mediated by integrin; cell-cell adhesion; cell-matrix adhesion. Gene Ontology annotation, cellular component: integrin complex; external side of plasma membrane. The record is from RefSeq and is a predicted model, not a curated record.
CUGUCAGGGAGCCGGGAAAGGCUGGGGAUAAGGAAAGGCUCUCCGAGUGAGGCUACCAGUCUAGCUGGCUGCCUCCCGCGGAUGCUCGGGGCCGGGGAGCAGGGCAGCCGGUGCUCCCAUGGACCUCCCCAGCGGGAUGCUCCUCGCCUGCUCCCUCUGCCUCCUGCCGGGGUUCAGUGACACCUUCAACAUUGACACCAGGAGGCCCAAAAUCAUAGCUGGCUCUAAGGAAGCGUUUUUUGGCUACACAGUGCAGCAGCAUGACAUUGAGGGGAAGAAAUGGCUGGUGGUGGGAGCUCCCUACGAAACCAAUGGCCAGCAGAAGACAGGAGAUGUCUACAAGUGCCCAGUGACCAGCGAUACCCACAGCAACUGCACCAAACUCAACCUAGGACGGGUAACACUCUCCAACGUCUCUGAGCGGAAGGACAACAUGCGCCUCGGCCUCAGCCUGGCCACCAACCCUAAGGACAACAGCUUUCUGGCCUGCAGCCCGCUCUGGUCCCACGAGUGCGGGAGCUCCUACUACACCACGGGCAUGUGCUCCCGGGUCAACUCCAACUUCAGGUUCUCCAAGACAGUGGCUCCGGCUCUGCAGAGAUGCCAGACGUACAUGGACAUAAUCAUAGUUCUGGAUGGAUCAAACAGCAUAUAUCCUUGGGUUGAAGUUCAACACUUCCUGAUAAACAUCUUGAAAAAAUUUUAUAUUGGCCCCGGCCAGAUACAAGUCGGAGUUGUUCAGUAUGGAGAAGAUGUUGUCCAUGAGUUUCAUUUAAAUGACUACAGGUCUGUAAAAGAUGUGGUAGCGGCUGCCAGUCACAUAGAGCAAAGAGGAGGUACAGAAACCAGGACUGCCUAUGGGAUAGAGUUUGCUCGCUCGGAAGCGUUUCAGAAAGGUGGCCGGAAAGGGGCAAAGAGAGUAAUGAUUGUAAUCACAGAUGGAGAGUCGCACGACAGCCCAGACCUGGAGAAGGUGAUUGAGGACAGUGAGAAGGACAAUGUCACCAGAUACGCGGUGGCGGUAUUGGGUUAUUAUAACAGAAGAGGAAUCAAUCCUGAAGCUUUUUUGAACGAGAUAAAAUUUAUAGCGAGCGACCCAGAUGACAAGCAUUUCUUUAAUGUCACAGAUGAAGCAGCGCUCAAAGACAUUGUAGAUGCACUGGGGGAAAGGAUAUUUAGCUUGGAAGGAACCAACAAGAAUGAAAUCUCCUUUGGACUGGAAAUGUCGCAGACUGGGUUUUCAUCGCAUGUUGUGGAAGAUGGGAUCUUGCUGGGGGCAGUGGGUGCCUACGACUGGAACGGAGCUGUUCUGAAGGAAACCAGCAGUGGGAAGGUCAUUCCCUUGCGGGAAUCUUAUCUUCAGGAGUUCCCGGAGGAGCUGAAAAAUCAUGGAGCGUAUUUAGGUUACACUGUCUCCUCCGUCAUAUCCACCAAGCAUGAGCGUAUUUACGUCGCGGGAGCACCCAGAUUCAACCACACAGGGAAAGUCAUCAUCUUCAGCAUGCACAACAACCGAAACCUCACCAUCCACCAGGCACUGAAGGGAGAGCAGAUCGGCUCCUACUAUGGCAGUGAGAUCAACUCCCUCGACGUCAAUGGCGACGGCGUCACAGAUGUCUUGCUGGUGGGAGCCCCCAUGUACUUCAGCGAGGGCAGGGAGAGGGGGAAGGUCUAUGUCUACACCCUGCGAGAGAACCGCUUUGUUUCCAGCGGUGCCCUCGUCGAUCUGCAGAGCUACCAGAACUCCCGCUUUGGCUCCUGCAUCGCCGCCGUGCCUGACCUCAACCAGGACUCCUACAAUGACCUCGUUGUUGGGGCACCUUUGGAGGAUGAGCACCAAGGAGCGAUAUACAUCUUCCUCGGCUUCAAAGAGACUGUCGUGAAGAAGUACAAGCAGCGGAUAGCAGCUGCGGACCUUGCACCAGGCUUGAUGUAUUUCGGAUGCAGCAUCCACGGACAACUGGACCUGAACGAAGACGGGCUCAUAGACUUGGCCGUCGGCUCCCUGGGGAACGCCGUGCUGUUGUGGUCCCGCAGCGUGGUCCAGAUCAAUGCCAGCAUCCGCUUCGAGCCCUCCAAAAUCAACAUCUUCACCAAGGACUGCAAGCGGAACGGGAAGGAUGCCACCUGCAUGUCAGCCUUCAUCUGCUUCACUGCCGUCUUCCUCUCAGCUCACUUCCAGACAGCCAGCGUCGCGCUGCGGUACAAUGCCACCAUCGACGAGCGCAGGUACACGCCGCGGGCUCACCUGGACGAGAGCGGAGAGCGGCACACACAGAAGGGGCUGGUGCUGCUUUCCAGGCAGGAGCACUGCGACAGGCUCCAGUUCCACGUCUUGGACACAGCUGACUACAUUAAACCAGUGACGUUCUCCAUCGACUAUGAGCUGGAGCACCCGGAGAACGGCCCCAUGCUGGAUGAUGGCUGGCCCACCUCACUCAAGGUCUCGGUCCCUUUCUGGAAUGGGUGCAAUGAGGAUGAGCACUGUGUCCCUGAUCUUGUCCUGGAUGCCAAAAGCGAUGUGCCCAGUGCCAUGGACUACUGCCGGCGGGGUCUGCGGAGGGCAGUGCCCGACUGCUCCGCCUUCACCCUCUCCUUCGACGCCUCCGUCUUUGUCAUCGAGAGCAGCAGGAGGAGGGUGGCCGUGGAGGCGGUGCUGGAGAACCGAGGCGAGAACGCUUACAGCACGGUCCUCAACAUCUCCUUCUCCAGAAACCUCCAGUUCGCCAGCUUGAUCCCCAAGGAUGACACGGACAUCAACAUCGACUGCAUGACUGAAGACAAGCACCCCAACAAGAGAGUGUGCAACGUGAGCUACCCGUUCUUCCGAGCCAAGGCCAAGGUAGCUUUUCGCCUGGAUUUUGAAUUCAGCAAGUCAAUUUUCCUUCCAAGCAUGGAGAUCUACUUGAUCGCCAACAGUGACAGCGAGGAGAAGGAGAGCACCAAGGAGGACAACUUUGCCCACCUGAAUUUUCAGCUGAAGUACGAAGCUGACCUGCUCUUCACCAGAGCGUCGAGCUUGGACUACUAUGAAAUCAGGUCGAACAGCUCCCUGGAGAGAUACGACAGCAUUGGCCCCCCUUUUCAUUGCACCUUCAAGCUGCAGAACCUGGGCUUCUUCCCUGUGGAGGGGGUGACCAUCAAGCUCACCAUCCCCGUGGCCACUCGGACAGGCAACCGCCUCCUGCUCCUGACUGAAUUCGUGGUGGACCAGGAGAACACGACCUGCAACAUCUGGGGAAACACCACUGACUACCGGAGGACGCCCACUGCGGAGGACCUCUCCCGCACCACCCUCCUGAACCACAGCAACUCCGACAUCAUUUCCAUCGACUGCAAUGUGAAAUUAGCCCCCAACGAGGAGAUGAACUUGCACUUGCGUGGCAAUCUGUGGAUGAAGUCUCUGAAAGCACUGAAGUUCAAGUCACUGAAGCUCACCAUGAACGCUGCUCUCCAGCGACGCUUCGGGAGCCCCUUCAUCUUCCGUGAGGAGGACCCCAGUCGCCAGAUAACAUUUGAAAUCUCCAAGCCGGAGGAGUCGCAGAUCCCCAUCUGGAUCAUCCUGGGAAGCACCUUAGGAGGUCUCCUGCUCCUGGCCCUGCUCGUCCUCGCACUCUGGAAGGUCUUCACAUAUUGAAAUCAUCCCAGGAACAGCAUGAACAAAGCAGACCCUCAGCAAAUACCCUGCAACGGAACCAAAAGUGGGAAAGGAUCAGAACAAAGCUACAGGAAGGGAUGAAGCAGCAGCUUUUCCACAAGAGCACUUGGUGUAACAUUUUUUUCUUAUUAAAAAAGCAGAAUUGUGGGAGGAGCAGCUUCCUUCACCUUAUUAUUACCUACAGAUAUUUCAAGCAUGUGCACUAGUUCCAGGAACAGUUUUAUACAGGUAUUUCACAAGAACACAACACGUUAAGAUUACUCCAUGUCAGAAACAGGUCCUGAGGAAAAAAAAACACAAACAAAAACCACACAGUGCAAGGAAAUACCGUCUCAGUCAAUGACACCACAACUCACCAUGAUUUCCGAUCCAGAACACUUUGUUACACAGCGAGCAGUGCAAGUCGCUGCAAGCGGUCAGCCCUCUCCUCUCCUUCCCCCACUCACCCAAGUCAAACAGGCUCAGGGACCCCUGACUCAUUUCUAGCUACAGGCACAUCACAGAUUACAAAUGUGCAAGUGUAAAAAGGAACAGCAAGGCAUCAGAGCUCUGUUUGAAGCACACAGCACAGUAUAACAGAAAACUUGUUUUCUGAAACACAUAUGCACCGAUUCAUAUACUGGUUCGCUUUAACCAAGUCAGCUACCAGCAACUUUACCAGGUAAGUAACAAUCAUCUGAUACAUGGUCUCAAGUUGUUCGAGUUUUGAGUUCAAAGCUUUAGCAGUAACGGACACAAUCCCAAAGUGGGAGACUAAAAGCAUCCCCAGUUCUUACAAUGAGCCACAGCAACUUUAAAACACUUUUUUGCAUUUUCAACAGCCAGGCUAAAAACUGUAAACUCUCAGCAAAAUACAAAACUGCAGCUUUCCUGAUGACUUCAGAUGAACACAUCUCAGCACACAGGAGGAAGACAUUUAGGGUAACAACUAACAGAAGCACAAACACCUUCCCAACCGUUCGAUAGCAUCCACUUGUUGCAUUAAGGCCCCAAGAGGCUGCAUUUGGCUUUGCCACUUUGCCUGACUGCAAGUCAUGUUUUUUAGGAGCAGCAGUCCAACCCACCCGAGAUACGAGUGACAGACACAUUUUUCAUUUUAGGAGCUAAUUCCUAGCAAAGUCUGCAGCUUAGAAGACACAGUAUUUCUAAAGCUUUUCCCUUGAAG